GGAGGGAUAGCAGAAGCUUCAGGACAGUGAGAGCUCGGCAGCGAGAGAGACGGGCUAUACGUUGCUGCAGAUAAAGUAGGGGACGUGGAAAGAUUUCGUUAUACCCAUUUGCGACGAAAGCAAAUGUAAACUUUGGGAUAAUACAGCUAGACGUUUGAGCUGCCAUCACUUUACGACUUAGUGUUCAACAGUGGAAUAUAAAAAUGUCGUCUCCAAGUCCGGGUAAAAGGCGAAUGGAUACUGACGUGGUGAAACUCAUCGAGAGCAAGCACGAAGUCACAAUCCUCAGUGGACUCAAUGAAUUUGUAGUGAAGUUUUAUGGACAACAAGGAACGUACGAGGGGGGCGUAUGGAAGGUGCGAGUAGAUCUACCGGACAAAUACCCUUUCAAAUCCCCAUCAAUAGGAUUCAUGAAUAAAAUCUUCCAUCCCAACAUCGAUGAAGCGUCAGGAACAGUGUGUUUAGAUGUCAUCAACCAGACGUGGACAGCCCUUUACGAUCUCACCAAUAUCUUUGAGUCGUUCCUGCCUCAGCUGCUGGCUUACCCCAACCCCAUCGACCCGCUGAACGGAGACGCGGCCGCCAUGUACCUCCACAGACCAGAGGAGUACAAACAGAAAAUCAAAGAGUACAUCCAGAAAUAUGCAACAGAGGAGGCUCUCAAGGAGCAGGAGGAGGGCCAGGGCGAUUCCUCAUCGGAAAGCUCCAUGUCGGAUUUCUCUGAAGACGAAGCCCAGGAUAUGGAGUUGUAGUGAUGGGAGACGACUCUCCUUUAAAACCACAGACUGUAUGAUUUCCUAACCAUGAGAAAGCAGACAUCAUAUUCAUAUAAGUUGAUUUUUUUAUUUUAAUAUUAUUAUUAUUAUUAUUAUUAUUGCUAAAACAAUGAUUUUUGUGGAUAUCAAGCCUCGGCGUAUAUCACACACCACCCGCUUUGUGUUUUUGCCAUGUCCUAGUCGCGUUCUCCUCCUUCAAUCCCUGUAAAGGUGUGUUGGAUUUAGCAGUCCCCACAUUCCACCGGUAGUUGGAAUGUCCCCUUUGACCCGGUGACCUUCGGCCUUACCCUCACUGCACCAACGACCGGACAAAAUGGAGACUAGCUCUAUGGGCUGGGCUGAAUAGGAGGUGGGAGUUGGGCAUCGGGGGAUUUCCCUUCUCUUUAUCUCAUGAAUGUGUUGAAGAAGAGGAACUAGAGAGUUAGGUCAUAUUCAUGGUCAUGGCAAUUAUGGUCCAUGUCUUCAGCCGAAUUCGUACCUGUCUGGAUUUGAAUUGGAUACAUCACCCUGCCGGCGUUGGCUGUCGACUUGUCCUGCUAGACAGGUGAUUUGGUAUUUUAAAGUAAUAUGAAAGAGGGGAAUUGCAGCUUUAAUAUCUAUUUUCUUUCACCAAUGUUGUUUUUCUGGUGUUCAUUUGUCAUUUGUGCUUUUCAUUUGGCUGGGGUUAGGAGCUGCCUAUGGUGUGUGUGCAGCACCUAGCUUGUACAGUGAUACUUCACCUUUCUCAUUAGAGCCUUAUGAACCCAGCCAGCGCGUCAGUCAAAGCGCUGACAUCGCUCUGAGCCUGUCCGAGCUGCUGUGGCUGUCGGACUACCUGUACCCCUUUAGAAAAGUACAUCACUUCCUGGAACGCCAUAGGUAUUAUGUAUCCACUGAAGUUUGUUAGGGGUGAAUAGUGCCCAGAAUGAGGGAUUGAACGCUGAUGUGUUGGAAAGUGAGGUAGAAGUGGCCAACCUUACCUCACCGGCUACAGCACAGACACCCAACAAAUUCUUCUCUGCUCUGUUUUUGUAAAAGAAAAAAAAAGUUAAAGGAACGUAGAAAAAAAUCGCAAGAAGCAUUUUUGUAUAAAAAAAAAGAAAAGCACAAGGUUUUAUUUCCUACAAACUCCUCCCUCCUAGAUGAUUUGGACCUUGUUUAUUUUGGUGGCAAAGACAGGAUUUUUUUGGGGGGGAGGCAUCAUUCUGUACAGUUUGGGCAUGAUCCAGAAGUGGUGUUGUGUUGGUCUGUAUUGCGCUAGGCUAGUAUAGGGCUCAACUAAAGUAGUACUGCUUGUGUGGCUACUGUCUGAAGUAUUGAGUUGCGUUGUGUACAAGGCUUGGUGAUUUACCUGGGUUACCCUUCACUCUUAGAUGGGGGAAGUGCAGGGGGGAUAUCUGCAGGUCUUUUUUUGGCUAACAUUGUUGAAAUGACCAACUUUGCCUAUUGCUCGCGCUAAACUAUGAUAUGUGUUUUUGACUUGAUGUAGCGAUAGUUAGUUUACUGGGCGGUGUCUUCAACUAAAGACAUGUAUGGGUCUGAUAACUAAAACAACAAUAGCUGAUUUUAAGUUUGAAGGUAAUGUCCAUUGUAGGGUUUACAUCAGAUAUAACAUGGAUCUAUACCUGCUGGUCCCCUUCAGAGAUGUACAGAUCAACGUGAGAGUGAUUCCAGACAAUCGCAAUGAAUUGACUGGUGGAGAAACUAGACUGAAUGUAUGAUAGUCUGCAAAACAAAAGCAUUGGGCCUGAUGAAAGUAUCAGACAAUGCGCAGUGUGAUCAAGGCCACAUUGGGAUAUAGAGCUUGGAUGGGAGACUGUUUUUCCUUGUUUUUAAUUUCAGUGUUCCCUAAAAGCUUGACUGUUCAACGCUCCUAGAUAAAGAUGGUCAAAUAUGGAUUGGGUUCCAAUCCAUUGCCUGGUGUAAGACAGGAAAGUGGGUUUGGGGUUCCCAUGUUUCCUCACAGGCCAAAUGGAGCCUGCAAAAACUGAAUGAUGUCACAAGGAUACGCAGCAGAAUACCUUGCAAUUUGGCUUCUGCCGUUUCCUGAGCUGCCUAUAUUUACUCACUCUAUAUUGAAACCUUCGCUUUUCUUUCUCGUUUUUAAUCAAAUCAUUUACAGGCACCACUGUUAAAACAAAGGUGUAUGUACUUAGGCUUCAGACAAAUUUUGUCAUGCUGAAGAGAAUUAGAACUUGAAUUUCUUUCUAUUUUACGUAUUCAGUUUGGAUUUAAUGAUUUUGUUUUUUUCACAUUUAUGCAGUAUUGUACUAAAGUGAAAAAGAAAGAGAAAUAAAUCCCAUUCAGAAAAAGUGGAGAAAGGCAAUGGAGGACAUUUUGUGUUUUGGACACUUGCAUAGGGGAGAAAAUGUGAUAUUUCGGUAUUUUUAAAGAGUGUUGUCCUUGUUAUAACUAUGUUGUUUUUUUAUUUUCAAGCAGAAGUGUCGAUGUUCCCACAAACAGGGUGAUCCAAAGACGACAUGUGUGGUGGUCUGUUGCUAUGGGAAACAUUUUUGUUUUCUUUCACUCUUUUUUUUACUCCCCCCAAACUAAUUCAGUGAUGAGGACUAUUUAUAACCUUUUUUUUCUGUUUGUUUUUAAUUCCCAAGUCGAGGACUCAAUGACACUUACAAUACAAAAAUCUCCAAUAAACAUGAGUGUGCUUCCGUUGCAACUUUGAUUCGACAUUAUUUUUGAAAAGAUUGUGAAAAAGUUUUACUGCUUGAUUAGAUUUUUAGCCCCUCGCUCUCUUAAAUACAUUAGACUAUAGGUGUACCAAUGUGAGAUCUAAUUUCCCCCAACACACUAUCAGCACUGACCCAAUGUGAGAUCUAAUUCCCCCCCAACACACUAUAAACACUGUCCAAGUCAACCUGUUCCAAGUAAUAUCGAGGUGGGAGGGGGCCAAACCACAUAGUGGUACAUAGCCCCACACACACACCCCCAAUCUCACACACACACCCAACCACACUUUGUGCGUAGUGAAGUCAGUACUGAGGGACUCGGCUGGUGGCUUCUGUCCAGACUAUUACAUUAAAGGGGAAAGUAGAGACCUGGCUUCCAUCUGAUCAACCGUCGGCGCCCCCCCUAGUCCUGUUUCGUGGCGUCACCCCUGACCCCUGUGUUGACUGUACUGUACCUCUCCCAUGCACUUGUCUUGCAUGCAUCUGGUGUGGAGGGGCUCGAUUCAUCAUGUGCACCUCACGUUCUGUCUUUGUGCUUCUCCAGAGUGGAAUGCACCACACCCAGACACAGUCCUAUUGCUCUCACUACAGGGGACAUUGGACACAGGGCAUGGAAAAUUGCUUAACAAAAAAACAUUAUAGGAACUGUAUUUGGUACCUGUCUACUACUUGAAAGUCGGGUGUUUUUUAAUUUUUUAACUGUCCUUGGUCUUAUGUGAAUUUCAGUCCUCUUCCUCCCUCCUCCCUCAUCCCCUCUCUCUUCUACAUUUUCUCAUCUCCGUUUACUCUGCAUUGUGAAGUGGGCAUGCUUGUCACAAGACAGACGCUCUCUGUCAGAGGAGGCUGCUGGGAGGAGCUUAAGGAGGAUGGGCUCAUCGUAAUGGCUGGAAGGGAAUCAAUGGAACGGUAUCAAACAUAUGGAAACCACAACUCUGUUCCAUUUAUACCAUUCCAGCCAUUACGAUGAGCCCAACCUCCUAUAUCUCUUCCCGGCAGCCUCCACUGCUCUCUAUCUACAGGAUUAUAACCUCAUAAAUAGUUGUGUAUAAAUACUCUGUAAGUUCUUUUUUUUAAUAAAAUAUUAACUGUGUAUAAA
This is a messenger RNA of Oncorhynchus masou masou (cherry salmon), 4535 nucleotides long. It is a transcript of the gene ube2h, whose product is annotated as ubiquitin-conjugating enzyme E2H (UBC8 homolog, yeast). The record is from RefSeq and is a predicted model, not a curated record. NCBI's taxonomy places the organism in Eukaryota, Metazoa, Chordata, Actinopteri, Salmoniformes, Salmonidae. The transcript is spliced from 7 exons. The coding region runs from base 204 to 752 and encodes 182 amino acids. Gene Ontology annotation, molecular function: ubiquitin conjugating enzyme activity. Gene Ontology annotation, cellular component: nucleus. Gene Ontology annotation, biological process: protein polyubiquitination; ubiquitin-dependent protein catabolic process.